CGUCAUACGAACUGAGCCUUCUUCUUCUUCUUCUUCUUCUUCUUCGACCUUUCACUUCAACGUGACUCUCUCGCUUUAUCGUAGACCAUGGGGCAUGGUAAAAGCAGUCUUUAGCUUACACUUCUAUUCACCUAGCAUACAUUGUCACAUGGUAAAUCAACUUCCAUGUGCUACAAUUGGACAUGCACCGUCACAAUGUCUUCCCACUCUCGACUGUGCUUCUCGUCGCAGCUAACCUCCUCAUACCCGUCGCAAUUGUCCUCUUCGCGAUUGGUUUCUUCCCCUAUAAGCCGUUCUUGCCUGGCCUAGCCGAGUAUAAUUCCUUCGAUUAUGGUCCUCCACCUGAACCGCCCUUCGAUCGUCUCAUAUUUAUGGUCAUCGAUGCUUUGCGCAGCGACUUUGUGUUUACAAAUAACUCGGGAUUUCACUUCACGCAAGGUUUGAUUUCUGACGGCCUUGCCGUCCCUUUCACUGCCCAUGCCACUUCGCCAACUAUUACAAUGCCCCGGAUAAAGGCUAUUACUACAGGAUCUACUCCUUCCUUCCUCGAUGCUAUACUAAGUUUUGACGAAGCCGACACCUCUUCUACCCUCGCCGCUCAAGAUACCUGGCUUGCCCAGAUGAAGGCCAAGAAAUCCGGAAAGUUGGUCAUGUACGGUGAUGACACAUGGCUGAAAUUAUUUCCUGGACUGUUCGAUCGAGCUGAUGGCACUUCGAGCUUCUUCGUUUCGGACUUCACAGAAGUCGACAACAACGUGACGAGGCACAUCCCCGACGAGCUGCGCAACGAUGACUGGAAUACAAUGGUACUCCACUACCUCGGCCUCGACCAUAUUGGCCAUAAAACUGGUCCCCGAGGCCCAAAUAUGAUCCCAAAGCAGCAUGAGAUGGAUGAUAUUGUUCGCAUGAUUUACGAGGCUAUAAAAACACAGCCACACCUCCAGUCGACACUACUAGUUAUCUGCGGCGAUCAUGGCAUGAAUGAUGCCGGGAACCAUGGCGCCUCCUCUCCUGGAGAGACUUCGGCCGCUCUGGUGUUCGUGUCACCAAAAUUGAAGUCCGUUUCCAACCCCGUCAAAGUUCCGGCAGACCUAGCCGAAGAUUUCCAGCACUAUGGUGUCGUCGAGCAAUCUGAUCUCGCCCCAACUCUGGCCGCCUUACUCGGGUUCCCUGUGCCGAAGAAUAGCUUAGGGUCUUUUAUAUUACAAUUUUUGUCUUUUUGGCCAGAGAGACACGAUAAACGCCAGAUUUUAUUGCGUAAUACAAGACAGAUUCUUGAUAUUGUGGCUGCGACUUACAUUGGUUCACCAUUCACUGACGAGCAACGUAGCCUAGAGUGUGCUCACCCUGGUUCGGUAGGCGAGGAACUAAUAUGUGAAUGGCAGAAUAUUAGCAAAUCCGUCGAAGAAAUGCCAGUAGGAACCACGAGUGAUGACUGGAUUAUGGAUGCGUCGAAGUGGCUGUCCAAGGCGCAGACGUUAAUGAGUAGUGUGGCUAGCAAUUACGAUAUGUCUAUGUUGACCUAUGGCGGAUUGACUACGGCGUUGGCCUCCAUCUUGGCUACCUAUGCCCUCACAACCUCGCCUUCCAUGACGGCUUCUGGUCUGGUGCCGUUUGUUUUAAUCACCACACUAUAUGGUAUAAUGAUGUUUGCUAGCAGCUAUGUUGAAGAAGAACAACAUUUUUGGUAUUGGGCUACGUCCGCGUGGCUGCUUUACUUGACCAUUAGAUCGAACCCAAAGAUGACGCAUAAGUCUCUUGCCACGGGCUUGGUUAUUCUUGGCUCUAUGAGGCUCGUUCGCGGAUGGAACCAGACCGGCCAGAAAUUUGCCGGAGAACCCGACAUCGUAACCAGCUUUGUUGCUGCGAACCCGCCGCUGCUUUGGUGUCUUGUUGUGGCGACGUAUGCGAUGGUUUCAUCAGAACUAUUCAAUGGUCUUGGGGAUAUUCCGGCUGCGAUAUCAGGUUCCGUAGUUGCAGGGCUUGUGACGUCUGCGAUCUCCUUCAAGCUCGCUUUCACCAAUGAAGAUGCGCCUGAAUUGGUUGUUGGGCUUGCGAGAACACUUGUGGACAUAUUCGAUGGUCCAUCGCUCGUGAAUCGGGCAAGGGCAGUCUUCCUUGGUCUCGGGCUUACUUUGAUAUAUCCUCUGCACAGCCUCUUAACGUCGGAAAAGAAGUCUUCUAAGGAGAAGGCAAUGCGCACUCUACAUCACUUGUAUACGUUAUUUGCGUUAACGCAGUCCCGAGUAACGAACAUACCUCUCUUCCUACUAUUUCAAGCUAUAUAUCUAUGCCUAAGUCACCUUCGCUUAAGCGUGAUCGAAAUCACAAUUUCCUCACUACUCCUGCAAUUUUCCUCAUUCUUUGCAAUGGGGGGCUCCAACGCAAUCUCUGGCGUAGAUUUGUCGAGCGCAUACAAUGGUGUCAGUGGCUUCAACAUCAUUGCCGUGGGAGCCCUAACGUUUCUUAGCAACUGGGCAGCUCCGGUCUGGUGGACGUCGGCUUUGAAUUUGCUACUACUCCGGAGACAAUCGGUAGAACGUGAUCACCAUUUCCUUUACCGACAGCACACGGCGAUAUUGACCAUCUUCGUUACGGUGACCCUUGGGUUUGUGAUGAUGGCUUGCACAGCCUUGAGAACCCACUUAUUCAUCUGGACGGUAUUCUCGCCAAAGUAUCUAUAUAGCAUGGCAUGGAGUUUAGGUCAGCAUAUGAUUAUCAACGUAGUGUUUGGUGGUUUCUUAUGUUGGCUUGGUCGCACAUGAAACGACACAAGUUGCAAUGGGGAGAUAUGUACAUAGAUGGUUCGACUUGCAUGUUAAUUGGGUAAAUGACUGGUAGGGAUUAGAAAAAAAAAGGGGGGGGUGGAAGAACUUAGGGGGGAGCUGAUAAAAUA
This is a messenger RNA of Annulohypoxylon maeteangense, 2896 nucleotides long. Its product is annotated as alkaline phosphatase-like protein. NCBI's taxonomy places the organism in Eukaryota, Fungi, Ascomycota, Sordariomycetes, Xylariales, Hypoxylaceae. Gene Ontology annotation, cellular component: endoplasmic reticulum membrane. The transcript is spliced from 7 exons. The coding region runs from base 183 to 2765 and encodes 860 amino acids. Gene Ontology annotation, biological process: GPI anchor biosynthetic process. The record is from RefSeq and is a predicted model, not a curated record.